AUGGUGACGAUUCAAUCCCAUUCGAACUACUACCUAACUGAUUACCAAUGUGUGAAAACAGGAGACAGUGGGACCGGUAUCAAAACGUGCGUCUUUGUUGAAAGAGGUGUGCAAAUCUCAGACGAUCUGAAUUUGCCGAAAUAUAGAAAAUAUCGGGCUCAAUCCAUCCAAUAUUGCCAACAAAUGUGCUCGCUGAGCAGCUUGGAAAAAUGCACAUCAUUUGCCUACGACCCAACGAUUUCCUUCUACGAUGGCUACAAUUGCUUGAACUUCCAUCGAUCACUUUCGCUGACCGAGCUACCGCGUGGCUCAUUCUCCCUCUACGAAAACCCAUGCCUACUCACGACU
Messenger RNA from Mesorhabditis spiculigera, 348 nucleotides. Lineage: Eukaryota; Metazoa; Nematoda; Chromadorea; Rhabditida; Rhabditidae. The record is from the annotation of a GenBank genome assembly.